CAGUGAAACGCACGCAAACGCCCAUAAGACGCCUGUAUGCGGAUAAUGUUUAUGGCAGUCCGGGGCGGAGACUGCAGCUGCCCCUCUUAUGUGGGGGCAAGUUGCUGUUUGCAUGCAGAUGUUUGGUAGAGGCGCCCCCAUGGGCACUCCGCACUUUCGUCGCUGUUGAAUGCGAAGUCUGGUAGCGGGAUGAAGACAUUAUUUGAUGAGAUCAAAGCUUCAAUUAAGAAUGACAGCAAUUAUGACCACUCUUUUUGGAGGCCUGUACUGCCCUGGGGUGGCAUCUUCACCAUUAAAGCUGGGCGUAAAGCAGUCUCUUGUACACCACUUUAUGUUGAGAUAACACUAAAAAAUACAUGCACAAUUGAUGGCUUUUUAAUGCUGUUGUAUGUCAUACUACGUGAAAAUGACACCUUUCCCAAAGAGCUCUCCCUUUACCUAGGCCGAGAAUUUGUAGAUUGCUUUCUCCAUCUAAUGGAUACUUAUAGUUUUACAUCAGUCAAGUUACUAUGGAUAUGGGACAAGAUGGAUAAAUACCAGUACAAGUCUGGAAUUCACAAAGCAACCUUAGAGAUAGACUUGUUUGGGAAUGAGCAUGAGAACUUUACUCGUAAUCUGGAGAACCUUAUGUCCACUAUACAAGAGAGUUACUGCUCCAAUACAGACUGCCCUACACGUGUGCAGGAAACUCAGAUGCAUACAAUCCUUAUCAACCCACCACAUGAUAUUCCAAAUGGGGAUCUCAUUCAGAUAGCAGUGGAUGAACUUUUCUGCUCCAAGACGGAACCAUGCGAGGAGUAUGGGUGUGGCUGUUUAAGGGAGUUUUCACCUCGAAAUUUCUGCCAUGGACCACCACCUUUUGUUAUAUUAAAUAUGGAACAGUGGAAAUCAGAAGAGCUUGCAUAUGUGCCCUACUGCUUAGAAUUAUCUGAUAAUAAGUAUCAAUUGGAAGGAGCAACAUUGUUUAAUAAGGAGGAGCAUCACUAUUCUGCAGCCUUCCAGAUUGAUGGCUAUUGGAUGCACUAUGACGGCCUUAGAAAUAUCAACUUAAUUUUGUUGAGUAAACCUCCAGAGCUGCUUCUGUUGUCAUCUUUAGUUUACGUAAGAGCUGCAGAGAAAUGAACUGAAGUGAGAUAAUUUUACACACGAAUAAUAAAUAUUCGCAAAAUGUUCGUUUCCAAUCCGAAUUUUUCCCAUUCGGAUUCGUGGAUUAAUAAAUCAACCCCUAAGGGUACCAUGUACGUGUUCACUUGGCAUCCAAGGGACCAUUCAGACUACAGUAUUUCAAUUAUGUAUUACAAAACAAAUAUUUUUCUUGGCAUAAAAAAAAUAAUUUGGCUUGGGAGAAAAAUCUAUGCAGAACUUUAUAUGUCUUUAUACUUAUUUUUCUACAGAAACUGAAUCUAUUAAAAUGUAUAUGGAAUUGUA
Molecule: messenger RNA, 1428 nt
Organism: Xenopus tropicalis (tropical clawed frog)
Lineage: Eukaryota; Metazoa; Chordata; Amphibia; Anura; Pipidae
Gene: dorip1
Product: dopamine receptor interacting protein 1
Exons: 5
Coding region: 190-1122 (310 amino acids)
Source: RefSeq, a predicted model, not a curated record